Messenger RNA from Clunio marinus, 571 nucleotides. The record is from the annotation of a GenBank genome assembly. Lineage: Eukaryota; Metazoa; Arthropoda; Insecta; Diptera; Chironomidae.
UGGUUGAUAAAAAUUCGUUGGUUCGUUUGUUUUAUUUUGAAAUGGAAAUUUAAUUUAAAUUAAAAUUAUUUAUUGUGAACUACUAAAGAAUACACUUCAGUGGUAAUUCCGAUACUUAAGAUUUUCUAACAAUGUCAGAAAAGGCUGCCCAACUUCAACAGUAUAAUCAGGAUCUGGUGAAAUAUAUAGAAGUACUGAAGAAAAAGAAAAUGAAAAUUGAGAUAGAAAUUGCUACAGAUGAGAAAAACAAAGAGACAAUAGGUAAUCAAAUACGACUCUUAUCAGAAAAACUUCAGGAGAUUGAGCACAAACAGAACAUAAAGAAACAUGAACUUGCGAAAAUUGACGAUACUCUCACGCAAAGUGAAAUAGGAUAUUCGAAAAUUAUUGACUCGCUUCAAGUUCUGCUGAACUUUGCAGCAUCAAAGACUGAAACUGAAAUAGAGAUGAAACGUGAUCCACGCCAUUAGAACAAAUUUAACACAAUUUAUGCUUGUGAGAAAAUUCAACUACAAAAACACUUUUAUUGUGAAUUAUUUGAAUUUGGUUUUGCUAAUAAAUUUUGAGAAAA